CCUAAUUACCAGAAAGACCUUCAAUCUUGAAGCAAAUUUCUAUUGUACCCUCAUCUUCAACUCCCUGCUUCGAAAGCUUUACAGUGAAAAUUUUCAAACAAAACCCAACGACCAUGGCAAUGAACUCCUUACUGUACCUCCCGAAACCCCCUUUUCCUCACAAAGCCCUUUCCCCUCCAACGUUCCGUACACACCCAAAAGCUCAGACCCGACCCGCAAAGCCCCUCAGUCAAAAUGGUACCCUAGGUUUUCUCGGAGCGGGUCUGACCCUGACCCUGACCCUUAUUGGACCCGCCUCAGCUGCUGAGUUACCGUUGUGGGGAUCCUUCCAGCUCAGUGAACCCUCCAAUGCCCUCUCUUUGCCCACCUGGGCCAUACACGUUUCUAGUGUCGUUGAAUGGAUUACAGCAAUGGCUUUGGUGUGGCAGUAUGGGGAGAAGUCUGGCUUUGAAUCUUGGAAAGGGCUGUCUUGGGGUAUGGUUCCCCUGCUUGGUGGAGCAUUAUGUGCAUGCACAUGGCAUUUCUUUUAUAACUCUGAGUCUCUUGAGGUCCUGGUGGCUCUUCAAGCAGCCCUGACAGUUAUCGGCAAUGCUACAAUGUGUUUUGCUGCAUUUCGUAUUUACAGAUCAUCUGAAGAACGCUCCAAGAAUCUUUGAAGUAUCUGUAUAUGCACAAACAGAUCUUAUUCCUAUAAGGCACCAAGAAAUAUCUAUUUGUUAGAGCAGUAAAAGUGACAUACUGAGGAAGAAGCUAGUGGUUUUGUAUGUGUGCAGGAAUCAGGAUACAGAAUGCUGGAAGCUUCACUUAUUGGAAGAUGGAAAAUGAAGUACUCAUUUGAUAUCAUUUUCAUUUAGUGAAUGUUGCAUUCGUUUUCUGUGUUUUAUGCAAAGUGUUCGAAGGAGACUCACGGUCAGGCAGCACCCUGUUUUGAACGGCAGCUUCAAUUCUUCAAAUUGUUUUGAUGAUCUCGAAAUUAUCCCUUUCUUUCCUGGCUUAUGAGUUUGUCAUCCAAGUGAGGUUAGCUUCUUGAAGGCAAAGUGUGUAUUCUCAUCACUAGUUGAACCUCUUGUUAAUCUCGUUGUAUAGUUCGUUCUGGAUCCAAUUCAAGUUAUGGCAGUGUUCAUUUAAUCCUAGCUUAUGUGCAAAUUGAUCAGUUUGCAACUAGUAUGCUAGUUUUCUCAGCAUAA
Molecule: messenger RNA, 1187 nt
Organism: Prunus mume (Japanese apricot)
Lineage: Eukaryota; Viridiplantae; Streptophyta; Magnoliopsida; Rosales; Rosaceae
Product: YCF49-like protein
Source: RefSeq, a predicted model, not a curated record